Messenger RNA from Cadophora gregata, 999 nucleotides. RefSeq lists its product as uncharacterized. The record is from RefSeq and is a predicted model, not a curated record. The coding region runs from base 1 to 999 and encodes 332 amino acids. The transcript is spliced from 3 exons. Lineage: Eukaryota; Fungi; Ascomycota; Leotiomycetes; Helotiales; Ploettnerulaceae.
AUGUCCCUCCAUCUCCAUGUCCUCCUCCCCAUUCUUUUCACACUCACACUCACUCCCCUCACCCUAGCUACAAUCGACACCACCCCCAAUCCAAACAAAUGCUACGCCGAUAACUGCGCUCGCGCCGUUAGCGGAACCCGCUCCGGCGUAGAUCAUCUCAAGACUGCCUCUGCAGACUGCAGCAGCGCUCUCGUCAUAACCGAUUUCCCUUUCGCAGCUACAGCCACAUCAUGGAUGACCUGGGUCGAGGAGACAGACACUGUCACCGUCACGGCUUCUCCAACUCCGAUGGCAGGGAGUAAGAAGAGACAGAUUGAUUUUGUGCCAAUUCCGCCGUAUGCGUCGCCGUGUGUGGAUUAUUUUGCUUAUUCGAGUGCGUGCUCCUGUUUGGGCGUCACGGCGGUUGCGGUGACGGAUACUGCUGUGACCACGGAGACCAUAUACUGGUGGGAUUUUAUCACCACCACCACAACCGUGACCGUUCCAGCAUACACCACGACCACGAGUUCCAGCUCAAGCACAUCAUCAAGCACAAGCUCAAGCACCACUAAAACCGCACCACCAUCACCAACCUGUACCGCGAAUCUUUUCACCGACCCUAUGAAUUGCGGAUCUUGCGGUACAGUCUGCCCGUCAGGAGUCUGUGAAAAUGGCUCCUGCACUUCUACACAAUGCACCGCUCAAUCCUGCGGCGCCAUAACAACCUGCUCCUCAAACGCCUCCUGCUUCUGCUUCACAUCCUCCAGCACGACCAGCACCAAUACGGGCUUCUGCGGUACCAACGGCAUAUGCAGCGAUCUCACGCCCUGCGCGACAGACGGCGAUUGUAGCGUCGGAAAUAUCUGCGCGAUCAAGACGUGCUGUGCUGAGCCGUCGGAUGAGUUACCAGGUGUGUGUUUGCAGGGUGUUUGUGGGGUGCCGGGAAGUGUGUUGCUUGUUAGGGCGAGGGAGUGGGCGGCUAGGAGGGUGGGGAGGAGAGGAUUGACGGCUGCUUAUUAG